CCUAAUAGCAAUCCGUCGACUGGACCAACGAAGUCGUUGGAAUUGACUUUACACAAGUCUGUUCUUUCAACCGCUGAGGCAUGGCUCAGAAAGAGGACGAAUAGGUUGCGGGUGUGCGACGACGUCGUUCUAAAUCAAAAUCGCCGAGCCCAAAAGCACCCUGCAGUCGUUAUGGCCCUUCUGCAUCACCCUUCCAGGUGUUGGCUCAGAGAUUGGAGAAAGUACGCACUUUCCUCUUCCCCAAUUCUACUUCAAAAUCAUCGACGAAUUUUCUGCCCGAAGAUGUCGUCGGACUCGUCUUCUCUCACUCACUUCAUCACGUUGCCCAAUCAACUCGCCGAUCCCGUUACUGUUGAUGCGGCCCCUGGAAUUUCUGCUUCUGAGUUCAGGAAAGCUAUUGAUUCCUCGUUGUUCAAGCAAUGGCUGAAGAAUAUGCAGAGUGAAGCUGGGGUAUUGUCUAAUGGAGCUAUGUCUUUGGAACGUGUGCUUAUUCAGGGAGUGGAUAUGUUUGGAAACCGCAUUGGAUUUCUCAAGUUCAAAGCAGAUAUUCUUGAUAAGGAGACGGGGAAAAAGGUUCCUGGCAUUGUGUUUGCAAGAGGACCAGCUGUAGCUGUGCUGAUCCUUUUGGACUCAGAGGGCGAAAUUUACACUGUUCUUACAGAACAGGUUAGGGUCCCUGUUGGGAAGCGUAUCUUGGAAUUGCCAGCUGGAAUGUUGGAAAAUGACAGAGGUGAUUUUAUUGGCACAGCAGCUCGUGAGGUAGAAGAGGAGACUGGUAUACACUUAAAUCUACAAGACAUGGUUGACCUCACGGCCUUCUUGGACCCAUCAACUGGAUGCAGACUUUUUCCUUCACCGGGUGGGUGCGAUGAGGAAAUUAGCCUGUUUCUAUACAAAGGAAGUGUAAGCAAAGAGACUAUCACACAGCUGCAAGGAAAAAAAACAGGUCUUCGAGAACGUGGUGAGCUGAUUAAGGUGCAUGUAGUUCCCUAUGAGAAAUUGUGGCGUGUCACAGCUGAUGCCAAGACUCUGUCAGCAAUUGCCCUGUAUGAGAUGGCCAAGAGAGAAGGGUUAUUGCCUCCAGCAGGCUAAUGUUCUGCCUUAUCUAAUCACUGAAUCCUUACGCUCAAGUGGGGUCCAUCAUCAAAUGGGUGGCCCAUUUAUGCUGUGAGCGAAUUUUUCUGCUGUAUAAAGUUGGUUUGAUCAGUUGCUUACCCUUACGUUGGAGCGUAUAAAGAGUCUGAGCUUUACUUGCCAUUGUGGUCUUUGUUUCUAGGUGUAACUCAUUUGGUAAGCAACCUAAAUCAGGGCUUUACAUCAGGCUAAAUCAGGACAUUAUCUAUCCCUACUUGUAUCAGUUGUUUGUAAUGUUUUCACAACUAGAUUGAUUGAUCAUUGAAUUAGAAAAAUUAUUGAUUCAUAGUU
This is a messenger RNA of Vitis riparia (riverbank grape), 1425 nucleotides long. RefSeq names its product nudix hydrolase 14, chloroplastic. The transcript has 8 exons. The record is from RefSeq and is a predicted model, not a curated record. Gene Ontology annotation, molecular function: ADP-glucose pyrophosphatase activity; ADP-ribose pyrophosphatase activity. Gene Ontology annotation, biological process: ribose phosphate metabolic process; nucleoside phosphate metabolic process. Bases 172 to 1092 code for a protein of 306 amino acids. NCBI's taxonomy places the organism in Eukaryota, Viridiplantae, Streptophyta, Magnoliopsida, Vitales, Vitaceae.